Molecule: messenger RNA, 2150 nt
Organism: Scheffersomyces coipomensis
Lineage: Eukaryota; Fungi; Ascomycota; Pichiomycetes; Serinales; Debaryomycetaceae
Gene: PDI1
Product: protein disulfide isomerase
Exons: 1
Coding region: 249-2033 (594 amino acids)
Biological process (GO): response to endoplasmic reticulum stress; protein folding
Cellular component (GO): endoplasmic reticulum
Molecular function (GO): protein disulfide isomerase activity
Source: RefSeq, a predicted model, not a curated record
AAGAAAGAACAAAGAGACAUUUUCUCUAUGGUUCCUUAAAAUUCAAAAUUAAAAUUAAAAUUUUGGACACGCUGUUUUAAAAGCUAACCGCUCGCGCAAAUGUAAUGGCAAGUUUUGUUGAUAGUGAAAAAUUAAUAAGCAUAUUAAACCCCGUUAUAAAUAUUCCUUUAUAUCCUUUCUUUUCAUAUUAAGUCAAUUGUUGUUCUUUUAUUACAGGUAAGGAAGAUACAUCUACAUCCAUAUUCAUUAUGCAAUUCUGGAAAUUUACAACUACCACUUUAGCUACUCUUUUAGCUGUGGUUUCUUUAACCAACGCCAGUGGUCCAAGUGAAGGUGAAGCUAUUGCUGAUCCAAACUCUGCUGUGGUUAAAUUAACUGCCGAAACUUAUAAAUCAUUCAUUGAAGCUAAUCCUUUAGUCUUGACUGAAUUCUUUGCCCCAUGGUGUGGAUACUGUAAAAUGUUAGGUCCUGAAUUUUCUAAAGCUGCUGAUUUAUUAGAUGAAGUUCAUCCAAAUAUUAAAUUAGCUCAAGUUGAUUGUGUUGAUAAUGAAGCUUUAUGUCAAGAACAUGGUAUCAGAGGUUACCCAACUUUAAAGAUUAUUAGAAAUGGUUCUGAUGCUAAUGCUGAAGAUUAUGAAGGUCCAAGAGAAGCUGAUGGUAUUGCUGAAUUUAUGAUUAAACAAUCUUUACCACCAGUUCAAACUUUUGAACAAGUUGAUGCUUUAGUUAAUGCUGUUAACUCUGAAACUAAACCAUUUGUUAUUCAAGUUAACCCAAAUAAUAAAGAUGAACCAUUAAAUGAUGUAUUUAAUGCUGUUGCUGGUGAAAAGAGAAAAGAUUAUACUUUUAUUUCUGUUUCUGAAUCUGCUCAAAUUAAACAAUUAAAUAAAUUAUUUAAAAAUGCUAAAUUAACUGAAAAGAAACCAGCUUAUUUAGUGAUACAUCCAGAACAAUUUGAAGAAGUUAGUCAAUUAUCUUAUAAAAAGACUAGUGAAAUUACUCCAGAUGCUUUAAAUACUUUUGUUUCUAAUGAAGUUGUUCCAUACUUUGGUGAUAUUAAUAGAGAUACUUAUAUGACUUAUAUGUCAUCUCCUUUACCUUUAGCUUAUUAUUUCUAUAAGACUCCUCAACAAAGAGCUGCUUUCUCCAAAGAUUUAGCUAAAUUAGGUAAAGAAUACAGAGGUAAAAUUAAUUUUGUUGGUUUAGAUGCUUCAUUAUUCGGUAAACAUGCUGAAAUGAUUAAUAUGGAUCCAGAAAUUAUUCCAUUAUUUGCUAUUCAAGAUGCUUCUACUAAUUUGAAAUAUGGUGUUGAUCAAAAGGCUAAUCCAGAUGGUCCAUCUAUUAAAACUAUUCAACAAUUUGUUAAAGAUUUUGCUGCUGGUAAAUUAGAACCAAUUGUUAAAUCUGAACCAUUACCAACUGAAGAAGAAAUUGCUGAAAGUCCAGUUGUUAAAUUGGUUGGUUAUAAUCAUAGACAAAUCUUGGAUCAAGUUGAUAAAGAUAUAUUUGUUAAAUAUUAUGCUCCAUGGUGUGGACAUUGUAAGAAAUUAGCUCCAACUUGGGAAGAAUUAGCUGAAAUUUAUGAUUCUAAUAAAUCAGAUGCUAAAGUUAUUGUUGCUAACAUUGAUCAUACUAAUAAUGAUGUUGAAAUUCCAUUUGAAAUUGAAGGUUAUCCAACUUUAGUUUUAUUCCCAGCUAAUGGUGAAGUUGAUGAAAAAACUGGUAUUAGAAAGCCAGUUAUCUUCCAAGGUCAAAGAGAAUUAGAACCAUUAAUGGAAUUUAUUAAGACUGCUGGUACUCAUAAACUUGAUGGUAAAGAAUUACAAGCCCUUAAAGCUUCUGCCGCUGCUGCUGAAGAAGCUGGUAUUGAAGAAGAUGAUGAAGAAGAAGAAGCUGCUGAACCAGUUGUUAAAAAAGAUGCUGAAGCUGAAGCUGAAGCCGAAGUUGAAGAAGAAGCCGAAGCUGCUGUUGAACCAGAAGCCGAAGUUGAAGAAGAAGCUGAAGUUGAAGAAGAAGAACAUGAUGAAUUAUAGUUUAAUCACUUAGUCAUCACACAGUAAAAGUUCUACUUGAUCUAAUAAAAUAAAUCUAAACUAAAUAAAAAAAAAUUAUAGCUGUUUUUUUAAUCUUACUUUUUUCUCUAAUGUAAU